Molecule: messenger RNA, 2172 nt
Organism: Oncorhynchus mykiss (rainbow trout)
Lineage: Eukaryota; Metazoa; Chordata; Actinopteri; Salmoniformes; Salmonidae
Source: RefSeq, a predicted model, not a curated record
ACCUGCAUUGCUUGCUGUUUGGGGUUUUAGGCUGGGUUUCUGUACAGCACUUUGAGAUAUCAGCUGAUGUACGAAGGGCUAUAUAAAUACAUUUGAUUUGAUUUGAUAUUCAUAAUAUUUCAGUUAACAAUUUAAUCAGCACCCAGAUUAGUCUUCAAUUUAAUUUUCACCCAGAUUAGUGUUCAAUUUAAUCUGCACCCAGAUUAGUGUUCAAUGUGAUAGAACAAAACUCAGUACAGCACAUUAAUUAGAAAAUGUUGUUACAAAUUUGAGCCACGAGAUGGUGGUAGAUUAUAAAUUUAAAUAGCAUGGACCUUUGAUUUGUCUCUGGAUAGAAAUGACCCUUGGGCACAGAUCUAGGAUCAGUUUACUCUCACCAAAUCCUAACCUUUACCAUUAGCAGUAAAAACACAAACCAGACCUAAGAUCAGUGCAAAGGAGCCACUUCAUCUUACCCCUGUAAUUAUAUGACUCCUAACUUAUAUAUACUGAGUGUACCACGCCAUUGACCUGGGUAUGGCCUUCCUUGUGCAGUAGAUCAAUGGUCCUCUGGCUCAACACCUUAUGGAUGUAACAUAGAGACAAAUGGACUGUAUGGAACACAUUCUUGGUUCAUGGAAACCAGGAGGACAACCUGCAUGUGUCUCUGUCUCCCAGGGGCUACUCUACGGUUGGACACCUGGGAUGGGUGGGCGGAGUUCCUCAGAGGCUGCUUCCUGGGACACAGACUGACCGUCCAACGACACCUGUCUAGGGAGAGACCUGUGAUGAGGUUCCAGCUCCGGGUGGCACUCUACAUCGCUGGUUCUCUGGGCCACCUGGACCUGGCCGGCUGGCUGCUGGAGAGGGGGGUGCGUGUCAUUGAGCCGGUGGGGGUUCACCCUUACCGUGAGUGGUGCCACCAGACGGCCCACCCCGACGUCGCCAAGUGUCCCGCUGUUGCCUCCAUCGAGCGCGGCCAGCUCACCAUCCUCAAACUCUGUAUCGCCAGCAGCGUUCUGACCCUUGCCUGUCAGGAUCCCCAGGGUCGUGACCCCCUGAGGAUCGCCCUUCAGUACGGCCACAGGGAGUGUGUGAGUCACCUGGCCACCAAGCUGUGCUCUGUGGUGGUCCUCCCAGGUAUGGCCCUGCCCAUGCGGACAUACCUCCAGAUAAAGGGCUGGGUGAGGCUGGGGCAGAGGAGGGCAGCAUCCAGGCACUGCAUGGGCCUUAACAGGGCUCCGUUCAGGACCAGGGUGGGCGACACGGUCCUGGUGGACGGCUUCACCCUCCCCAAGAUGUCCUCCAAGCCCAGGAGGAGUGAGGCCAAGGCGGGUAUCAGGGUGAUGUCCACAGCCUCUUGACGUUUGACCCCCAUCAACUGCCCAUCUCAUGUAACCUGCCCGCUCCGCGCCCUGGCAUCCCAGGAUAAACCUCUUCAACUACCGAAGCAACACCCUGUGGCCACGAGGGAUGAAAGAGAGAAGAAGAGGGGAUGUGGAGGGAAGGGAUGUGAGGAGGAUGAGAGUGGGGAUCAGAACAGCAACCAAUGGAGGAGCAGAGUCCCGCUCCUGCCCAUUUCCAGAGACACCAAUCUCAGACCUGUGUUUGCCUCACCAAACUCCGCCCAGAUCCUCACCACCUCACUGGAGGCCUUUUCUCUCCACUGCGACCGCACACCCAGAGAAAACGCCAUAUACUGUUUGGCCUUGGCCAGGUUAGUCCGAGUUUAAAUGACAGCUACGGUGAAUAUGAAUAUUUCUCUGGAGGUUUCUUAUGAAAGGUGUGAAUACUGUCAGAAGAAGCCUCCUAUAAUCAGUGGGGGGGGGGAACACAUGUAAAAGCUGUUUACACACUUUUUAUUUUAUUUUGUGCAAGCAUUUACCCACCUUUUGUGGAAGAUGCAUUGAAAGUAGAGGGAGCGUUAUUUCUUUAAUCCUGAACGGCAAUCAGCAUUUACCAGUCAAUGGUUUUACCACUACAUCACUGCCUAUGAUAUACCCUUAUCCUCCCUGAAUAGAUUUCAGUACAAACAAAUCAUGAGCCAACCAUCAUGCUUAGAAGGUACAUAGUCAAAUCAAAUCAAAUCAAACUUUAUUUGUCACAUGCGCUGAAUACAACAAGUGUAGAUCUUUCCGUGAAAUACUUUACUUACAAGCCCUUAACAAACAGUGCAGUUCAAGAAGAGUUGAA